Molecule: messenger RNA, 3075 nt
Organism: Portunus trituberculatus (swimming crab)
Lineage: Eukaryota; Metazoa; Arthropoda; Malacostraca; Decapoda; Portunidae
Product: ankyrin-1-like
Exons: 14
Coding region: 220-2229 (669 amino acids)
Biological process (GO): intracellular signal transduction
Molecular function (GO): protein binding
Source: RefSeq, a predicted model, not a curated record
UCUACCUCUCAUAGUUGUUUUGGUGGCAAGACUAGCUUGGAGGAAAUUUAGGCUCAGUUUUUAGGCCUACGAGAGGAAGAGGAGGAAGAAGAGGAGAGGAAGAGGAGGGGGGAAGAAGAGGGAAGGAGGAGAGAUGGAGAGAUAAGAAGAACAAGAGGUAGAUAAGGAAGAAGAAGAAGAAGAUUGACAGGAGAAUUUGACCCCAGAAAUUGAAUCACAAUGGGAUCUGUCCUGUCGUCCUUUUUCCAGUCCGGCUCAGCGCUCCUAACUGCCCACAACCACAGAAUAGUCAGCGAUAGUACCAAAAGAACCAUCCGGGCAGUGUUCGAGGCGAUCCAGACCAACCCAAGAGUCACCGUUCAAGGCAUAGAGUCUCUCCUUGUUGCAAUUCCAAGGAAUGAGAGCAUCUUGCAUGUGGUCAAUGAAGAAGGUUAUAAUCUUCUGCAAAAGGCUGUGGGUCUGAACAACAUUGGUUUGACUAGGUGGUGUUUGUCAUCGCGAUCUCUGGACGUCAAUCGCGGUGUUUGCUCGCUUCCUCUUCACAUCGCAUGUUUGAAAGGCUAUGAGGAGUGUGUCGAGAUUUUGCUGAAGGCGGGAGCGAGGACUGAUGUUGAAGCAAGGAUGUGCUGGCCUGGACCUCAUAAUCAGAACUGUGAACAAAGGGCUGCGUGCACGGAUGUCACGGCAAACGAUCGUUCCAGCGACAAGUUGCAGAACGCAAUAUUUUAUGCAAUAGAUGGAGAUCAGGUGGACAUCUUGGAGCUGCUAACUCAACAGGCUGACGACCACUGGCUUCCCUGGCAGCAGAGAAGGCCAUUACUCCACAUAGCUUGUGAAAGGGGCGCUUGGAACUGUGUGAAAUACCUAGUUCUUGAAAGGUCGGACGAGAUCAACCAGUGCUUUGACGAAUAUUACCCGAUUCAUCAAGCGUCAUUACAUCACACGAAAUUUUUGGAGUUAAUGAUACAGUGUGGGGCAGACACAAGCGCCAGGACUUGUACUCAGCAGAUGACGGUGUUGCAUGUGGUGUUCCUGCUGGGGAAGAAAGGUGCGGAGGACACUCUAGAAACCGUCAAGGUCCUCAUGUCCAAUGGCCUAAAGGAACACUUAAAUACAGCAGAUACUCUCGGUAAUACGCCACUACAUGCUUUGAUCGUGAGAUAUGCCCUGGAGGAAGCUCGUUAUGGUUAUGAUCAGGAACCAAGACCUUGGAAUAAAUGGGAUAUGCUAUUGAUAGUACGCUAUUUACUACAAAAUGGCGCCUCUCCCUCCAUCAACCAGCAUGGGAAUAGUGCACUAGCCUGUGUACUGAGACAGGUUCGCGACUGGGAGUUUCGUUACGAGCUUCUGGAUAUGCUUCUACACUACGGAGGGAACCCAAACUUGGUGGGCAGGGACGGGUCAGUUCCCCUUAUGGUCUGCCUGGUGCCUCUCAUUAAUAAGGAUCCUCUGCAUCACUUUACUCACACUAUGAAGGUGUUUUAUUUGAACUGCGUGCGUUUGUUGUGUCGUCACGGAGCAAACCCAAACUGUUCUUCUCGGUCCAACCUAACUCCCCUCCAUGUCCUGAUGUUCACGGCCUCAGAGAACACUGCAUUGGCCAGAGAGAAGGAGAAGGCGGCUGCGUUUGCUUUUGUACGGCAGCUCCUGGUCAUCCUGUUGCAACAUGGAUUGGACCCGAACGUGCGAUUUUCACAGCGCACCCAGCACAUUCUGCUAUCGUUGAUGGAUAUGGUACAAAAUGCGAGGUCCCCACAUGACCUGGACUACGUGUGUGACCUGACCUUGACCCUCCUGCAGCACGGGGCGGACCCUAAUGUCAAUAUAUCCACUACAGAACCCAUGAUUUGCCACUCCCAGUCAUCAGUCUUUCUUAAAAAAUGCUCCAACCAGGUCCUAUAUUACUACGUCCAGCUUCUAAUACGGAAGGAGGAGCUUCUAAACGAUCCAGACAUGAGAUUUGCGAAGCUCUUGAACCUGUACCACCAAGCUAUGAACCACUCUGAACUCAACCAGUGCCUCAAGAUCCUCUACACACAGACUUCCCUCGUCCCUAUGAAGAAGCAGCUGGCCAAGGUCCUCAGGGACCUCUACACUCAGCCAAGAACUUUGAAGCAAAUCUGCCGAGUGUCCAUUUACAAUUCUCUCUCUCGACAAACACAGCAGAAAGUCAACAAGCUGCCCCUACCUGCUAUGCUUAGAGAGUACUUGCUGUCUUUCGAACCUUGAGAAAUGUUGUUACGUUUGUGUCUCUCCCGCUUGUCUCGUUUGGUGUGUGAGUUUGUGUGUCUGUGUGGUGAUAGAGGAGACUUCUGGCUGUCUUGCACUUAUUUCAGUUUGUCUGUACGAUGUUUUGUUUGUGAGAUAUUAUGAAAAAUGUUUGAAUCGUCUCGGUAAAUUUUCUGUUACAAGUCGUGGAAGUCUUGUUACGUUUGUGUCUCUCCCGCUUGUCUUGUUUGGUAUGUGAGUUUGUGUGUUUGUGUGGUGAUAGAGGAGACUUCUGGCUGUCUUGCACUUAUUUCAGUUUGUCUCUUCGAUGUUUUGUUUGUGAGAUAUUAUGAAAAAUGUUUGAAUCGUCUCGGUAAAUUUUCUGUUACAAGUCGUGGAAGUCUUGUUACGUUUGUGUCUCUCCCGCUUGUCUCGUUUGGUGUGUGAGUUUGUGUGUCUGUGUGGUGAUAGAGGAGACUUCUGGCUGUCUUGCACUUAUUUCAGUUUGUCUGUACGAUGUUUCGUUUGUGAGAUAUUAUGAAAAAUGUUUGAAUCGUCUCGGUAAAUUUUCUGUUACAAGUCGUGGAAGUCUUGUUACGUUUGUGUCUCUCCCGCUUGUCUUGUUUGGUAUGUGAGUUUGUGUGUUUGUGUGGUGAUAGAGGAGACUUCUGGCUGUCUUGCACUUAUUUCAGUUUGUCUGUACGAUGUUUUGUUUGUGAGAUAUUAAGAAAAAUGUUUGAAUCGUCUCGGUAAAUUUUCUGUUACAAGUCGUGGAAGUCUUGUUACGUUUGUGUCUCUCCCGCUUGUCUUGUUUGGUAUGUGAGUUUGUGUGUUUGUGUGGUGAUAGAGGAGACUUCUGGCUGUCUU